AUGUCUCUUGUUCAUUGUUACAAUAAAGGUUGUGGACAAAAGUUUGAUCCAGGUAACAACGGGGAAGGUAAGUAAAUGUUUUUUCAUUUAAAAUUAUAUUAUUUAUGCUGCAAGUAUUGUUCUUACUUUCUGAAAGUUGGGAGAAUGUUCUUUUUUGAUAAAAAACGUCUGAAAAUGGUUCAGUUUUUUAGGUUCAUGUCGUUAUCAUCCUAAAGCACCUUAUUUCCAUGACGCACAAAAGAUCUGGCAGUGUUGUGACAAGAAAUCGACUGAUUUUGGUACCUUUUUGAGCAUUCCCGGCUGUACAACUGGUAAACAUAGUAAUCAAAAGCCAGAUGACAUUGUAAGGCUGUCUGCUCAGAAGGAAAUACGGCCAGAAAAGGAAGAUGAAGUUAUUGUAUGGAAUGGUCUCAACAAACCAGCAGCCCGACCAGCUGGGGACAAUCAGGAGGUGCGGGAAUCGAAAGUUUUACCUAAAACUGUGACUGAAGGAUUGAAAGCGGCCAUUAAGAAGUUCCAGGAGGAAACGGCUGAAGCUGCUACGGAUGAACUUAAAAUUGGAACUAAAUGUGCUAACAACGGAUGCGAAUCUGUAAGUUUUUUUUAUUUGUUUUCGUGUUUUAGAUCCGUUGACUCGUAAGAUGAUAAACAUUAAACAAGAACUUUUAUAGACUUACAACGGCCCCGACUCUCUAACCUCUGAAGAUUGUCAACAUCAUCCCGGUCAGCCAAUAUUCCACGAAGGAAUGAAGUCCUACGAUUGUUGUAAAAGGAAGACCAGUAACUUCUCCGCUUUCCUUGAACAAAAAGGAUGUUCUCGUGGGUUUCACAACUUUAAAAAGGUGUGUUUAACGUGUUUAUAGUUUUUUUAGAGAAUUUUUGAAUUUCAGAAAUGUUUUAUAUUUAUAAUGUUUUAACAAAUAAACUUCAGGCCAGUGAACGCGUCGAUCGUGUGAAGGAAGACUGGUUCUGCCGUGGUGGAGAAGUUCACUUCAAUGUCUACUGCCGAGGCUCCAUCCCAGAAGACUGUACCUUUGAAACUGAUGGUUACAAGUUGAAAUGCUCAAUCUCUCAUGCCUUUGGCUCAAAUAAGACUGAGAUUGAACUAGAUCUUUUUGGAAAAGUGGUCCCGGAAGAGUCUUCUGUUCUGAUUGCCGAGAGGAAGGUGGAAGUUAUUCUAAAACAAGCUGACAAUCUGAGCUGGCCCGAGCUGAGGUACAUUCCCGACCUGGUUAAGGAAACCGAAACUCUGAGUGUUUGA
This is a messenger RNA of Bursaphelenchus okinawaensis, 1261 nucleotides long. The record is from the annotation of a GenBank genome assembly. NCBI's taxonomy places the organism in Eukaryota, Metazoa, Nematoda, Chromadorea, Rhabditida, Aphelenchoididae.